CAGUGCGCAAUUUUUUAUAGUAAUAAAUAAACGCAUUUUCUUUUCUUUUCCUCUUUGCUUCCACUUCAAAUUUUCACAAUAUGUAAAAAAAAAAAAAAAAACACAACACAACACCAUCUCUCUCCAAAAGACAAAAUGACACUAGCUGUCGAAUUCCCUGCACAAGUUACUUCAUUACUUCACUAAUCACUAUCCCCUCCACCCCCACUCUUCACCUUCAAACCCUAGAAAACUUCUAAAUCUUCCCAACCCCACCCACCCUCUUGAAAAAAGAUCCCAUCUUCGUGCUCGGUUUCCUAAUGGGUGCAACCAAUGCGAAUGGGUCGUGACCCUCUUCUUCUUUUUAUUCUUCUUCUUCUUCUUCUUCUACAAUGGGAAAGUCCGAGGAAGAACAGCAGCAACCUCUGCCCCUGUACGAGGAUCCGCCGCGGAAUGCGGCGUGUCGGUGCCGUUGUUUUCGGAUUCGGAAACUUGUCGGCGUCAGAUGCGUACUCGUACUGGUUGUGUCGGUGGCAGUGUUUCUCUCCGCGGCGUUUUGGUUGCCCCCUUUUAUAAGCCUGGCAGAUCGGAGGAACCUACAUGGUGGUUCCAGAUUCAAAGGUCAUGACAUCGUAGCAAGCUUUAUUGUUAAUAAAUCUGCCUCUUUGCUAGAAGAUAACAAAUUUCAGCUCACGAAUGAAAUUUUUGAUGAGAUAGAUGCUCCCUCUAGCAAAGUAGGCAUCUGGUCUCUAGAUCCCUUACCUGGGCCAAACAAGACAAGAGUGGUUUUUACAGUUGAUCCUGAGGAUAAACAUACAGAAAUGUCUUCAGCUGUCAUCAGUUUGAUAAGAGCAUCAUUUACAACCCUGGUUAUACGCCCAUCAAUUCUUCACCUUACUUCUUCAUCCUUGUUUGGAGAUCCCUACUCUUUUGAAGUGCUGAAAUUUAAGGGAGGAAUUACUAUAAUUCCACAACAGACUGCAUUUCCUCUUCAGAAAGAGCAAGCAAAAUUCAGCUUUAAGUUGAAUUUCCCCAUUUAUCAAAUACAAUCAAAUUUUAAGGAGCUGACUAGUCAACUGAAGUCUGGAUUAUAUCUGACAUCCUUUGAGAACUUGUAUAUCAGCUUAUCGAAUUCUGAAGGUUCAACUGUUGAUGCUCCUACUGUUGUCCAGUCAACCGUUCUACUUGCCGUUGGGAUUACUCCAUCAAAAGAGCGGCUAAAGCAACUGGCUCAAACCAUCAUGGGACCUCAUAAUCUAGGCUUGAAUCACACUGAAUUUGGUAAGGUUAAGCAGGUCCGACUUUCAUCCAUCUUGCAACACUCCCUUCAUGGCAAUGAUGGUAGUGGUUCUGCGUGGUCGCCUUCUCCUGCUCCUCUGCCACAUCCUCCACACCAUCACCACCAUCAUCAACAACAUCAUCAUCAUCAUCACCAUCACCAUGAUGUCCAUCGUACUCCUGCAACUUCUCCUGUACCCAUGUCUAUACAUGUACCAGUACCUGUCCCAACUCCUACACCCUCACCCACACAUGCACCUACACCUACACCUACACCUACACCUACACCCAGGAAGGGUGUGACUCCACCCAAAGUUGGUUCUCCUGCUGCCUCAAAAAGUGCACCUGCACCAGGAAAAAGUUCUCAAUCUGAGCCUCCUAAUUGUCAUUUUAGAAAAAGGUCUACACAUAAUUCUGGGAAGCAUGCUCAUCCUCCAAUGCCUGCAGUUGCCCCUAUUAUCAAUCCACAUCAUCCCGUUCCUGUUGCAUCACCAAAACUACAGGUUGAACCCCCAACACAUGUCUCUCAUUCAGUACCUGCUUUGAGUCCUUUACCAAAUGUAGCUUUUGCUCAUGCUGAGCCCCCUCCUAAGAAUGAACCAGCCCCUGAACGUUCUCAAACACAUUCUCAUGGGCCACCACUGUCUUCAUCUUCUGCAGGUUGUCUUAGAACUGUUAAAUGGGCAUCUUUAAUGCUUAUAGUACUCGUGUUACAUGUAUAACAUAGUACUGGAAUUGUAUCACUCGGCCAAGACAAAACUAGAGUUCCACUACAAAUGUGAGCUACGCAAAAGGCAAGCUGCACAUUCAUCUGAGUGGAUAUAAGCUGUGUCAUCAUGUGUGUAAAUAGUUGAUUAAAAAGAUCCAGACGGUGUAUGUAUGUGUUUUCAGGUCAAAUUCCCCAAGUGGCAGGCCUUGAUCACACACAUUGCCGCUGUUUGUGAUGUAAGAUGAAAAAAGAAAAUGAAAGAAAGAAAAACAGAAGAAAGUAACAAUUUCCUUUUUUGUUUCUCACCAUCCCUUGCAAUAAAAUCAUUAUGUAUGCUUCUCUAAGCCAGCUAAAGGUUAUGUUGGCCGAGUUUGAGCAAUGUAACACGGUUUUGUUGUUAAGAUUCACCCUUUCCCA
This is a messenger RNA of Glycine soja, 2383 nucleotides long. RefSeq lists its product as uncharacterized. Bases 372 to 1979 code for a protein of 535 amino acids. The transcript is spliced from 5 exons. The record is from RefSeq and is a predicted model, not a curated record. Lineage: Eukaryota; Viridiplantae; Streptophyta; Magnoliopsida; Fabales; Fabaceae.